CAGGAAUUUACCAACAGUUCAGCUUCUGCCACAACAGUUUAUGAAAGAAAGCUGAAAACAUGACUGAUCCAGAAGCCUGUGGAAUAAAACAGGAAGAUACUGAACAACAAAUAGACAGUGGAAGAGUCAACCUGUCAUUGGCAGCACACCUAUGGGCAACCUCCAGUUAUCUGCUUCCAUCUAUUUCAGUGGAGCUUCCUUUCUGAAGAUGCAAAAGGAGUUUAGGGCGAUGCACCUGAAAACGCAUACAUUUGAUGCUUUUAGAAGGCAUGCUAGGACGUACCUUGAACCUGCUAUCAUCCACAAGUGGAAUGAAGACCAAAAUUUGUGACUGCACUCCCUGAGCCAGAACAGGAAUGUCAUUCUUGGUGGUGACAUGCAAGCAGACCCUCAAGGACAUUCCCCAAAGUAUGGGAGCUACACCAUGAUGGACUUGCAGACCAACAAUGAGUACGGGGAAGCUACUACAUGGAGAAGGAGGGUAUUAGAAGAAGCUUGGAUCGCAUGGUGGAGAGCAGUGUAAAGUUGGACUGCAUUGUCACUGACAUCCGGAAUGGGUCCUAAAUAUUAUCUGGCGUGGAAACAGGAUAGUUUACCUUGACAUGUUUGUUUAUACGAAUGCUAAAUUUCACAAUGCUGCAUGAGCAUAUGAGCCGGGCGUCAAGUGUUCAUGCAUUCCACUUCCAAAUUUUACCAGUUUAUUUGUAAAAUGUAUACAAAUUGUCUAAUUUUAUCAUUUUAGGUCUGAAUGAAGGUCAUGAGGAGAUUGAAGAACUGGGAGGAGCGGCUCAGAAAAAUCAUCAUGCCAAAACUACUAAGAAAUCUUUGAGUCGCUCACAGACUAAAAAAUAUUUAUUGAAAAGAAGAGGCAAAAAGUCAUUCACCUGCCCUCAGUGUGGGAAGAGUUUCAAAGAAAAUGGAAGCCUGACAAGAAACAUGAAAAUCCACACGUGGUCAAUGUGGAAAGAGUUUUAGAAUGGCAUGCACUUUUAAAACUCACCUGUGUCGUCAUUCUGGAGAAAGACCAUUUACCUGUGAUCAGUGCGGGAUUUUUUAGGUCAACAGGGCUGAAGGACCACCUUAAAGCUCAUACAAAGGAGAAACCUUACAUGCGUUCUUUGAGUGGAAAGAGUUUUAGUUGGGCACUUUAAAAAUACAUCAGAAAAGGCAUAAAACUGUGACGAAUAUGUUCUUUGAUUGUGGGAAGACUUUCUUUAGAGAUGCUGAACUGAAACUGCACCACAGAAUGCACAGUGAAGUAAAACCUUGAAAAAGCAUGAAAGGAUCCACACUGGAGAGAAGCCUUAUAACUGCAUUCCAUGUGGGAAGAGUUUCACUUAUUUAUCAUCUUUAUUUUAGUCGUACAAAAAAAUAAUAAUUUCUGAAAUAAUGUACUCAAAUCUGAUUUGUUUUCUUUUAAUCCAGCACAUUUUAAUGCACUACUUUAAUAAUAUAGUGGUAUUAGGUGUGCUUAUAGCUGUAGGUUUUUAAAUUGGCGUUUAUCCAACAAAAUGGAGAUGAUAAUUUAUACUUAUUGCAUACUGUAUUAUAAUGUAUUACAGUACUGAUGUGUAACUAUAUCUGCCUCCUAACUACUAUUUACGCACCCACUGGUAAAGAAAAUGCUGCUAUUUUUGUGUAAACAGAAUUUAUCAUUAUUUGCAUUUAGUGUAACUAAAAUAUAUCACUUUUUUCCAAUUUCAGUAACUGCAAAAAUAUAAUUCUUUGUUGAUUCAGUUCUGUCAGAUGUGUCAAGUUUAUCAGUUAUUAAAUUAGUUAAAUUGGACGAUAUUGUAAUGUUUGUUUACUACUAUGAGCCUAUUAACAAACCUCUGUAAGAACUGUUAGCACGUUUGUUUGUAAGGUAACAAACCUCUAUAGCUCUAGGGCCUCUAUAACUGUCUAGUCUGAAACACGUGUUGCUUAAUGUAUACCGUUUCACACGCUGUUCUUUAAAAAGUAGCACGCAGUGUGCACUGUAUAGUGGACAGUAAGCAGCCAGUGUGCCAUUUCGAACACAGCCCACGUUGCAGGAAAAUAACGAAGGUGGCGGUAAUGCAACGCGUUUGGAUGCAACCCGCCGGUAAACCUCGAAGAAGAAGACGACGAAGAAGGCGAAAGUAAUACCACACAUCUUUUGAGUCGUCUGAGAUCUGCUCCUCCCAUAACAGUUUAUUUAAAGAAAGCCGAAAUCAUGACUGAUCCAGAACCCAGCAGGAUAAAACAGGAAGAUACUGAACAACAAACAGACCUUAUAGAACAGAACAAGGAAAUCAAAGAAUUGAUUGAAGAGGGGGAGAACCAUCAUAUAAAAACUGAAGAUAUAUCCUGGAGAUACUCAUUGAAAGGAAGAGAUGACAUAUGGCCUCAGAAUGAAAAGAAUCUCUCAUGCAAGCCAAUUCGAGAUAUUGACAUAAAAAAUAAUCUUCAAGGCAAGCUGUACACGUGUGAUAAGUGUGAAAAGACAUUCACAGUAAAAUAUAACCUUAUAAAACACAUGAAUACCCACACUGAAGAGAAGCCAUACACAUGUGGUCAAUGUGGAAACAGCUUCAGACUAAAAGAUUCUCUUAACAAACACACAAGGAUCCACACUGGAGAGAAGCCAUACACAUGUGAUCAGUGUGGGAAGAGUUUUGCACGAAAAGAAUACCGUGAUGUACACCUAAAAAUCCACACUGGAGAAAAGCCAUACACAUGUGAUCAAUGUGGGAAGAGUUUCACACAAAAAGGAGCUCUUACUGUACACAUGAGAAUCCACACUGGAGAGAAGCCACACGCAUGUGAUCAAUGUGGGAAGAGUUUCAGACUAAAGCAACCCCUUGAAGAACACAUGAGGGUCCACACUGGAGAGAAGCCGUACACGUGUGAUCAGUGUGGGAAGAGUUUCAAACAAAAAGGAGCUGUUUCUGUACACAUGAAAAUCCACGCUGGAGAAAAGCAACACACAUGUGAUCAGUGUGGCAAGAGUUUUAAAAAAUAUGGUGGUUUUAAAAAACACCUGCUUACUCAUUUUAGAGAAAGACUAGACAACUGUGACCAAAGCAGUAGAUUUCCUGAAGGACCACCUGACCAAAAGCCAUAUUUCCUGAAGGACCAUCUGAAUGAUAAUAACGACAAGCCUUACAUAUGUUAUAUUUGUGGAAAGAGUUUUAGUCAGAUGGGUGCAUUAAAAAUACACCAAAAAAGACACACCGGUGUGAAGGACCAUGCUUGCUCUGAGUGUGAGAAGACAUUUUUUACAGAUGCUGAACUAAAACUGCACCAGACAGUUCACUCUACAGAAACACCUUACAAGUGUUCACACUGUGACAAGAGCUUCAAACGGUUAAAAUAUCUGCAAAUACAUGAGAGGAUACACCCUGGAGAGAAUCCAUAUACAUGUAAUGAAUGUGGGAAGAGUUUCAGACUAAAAGAAAUGUUUAAUCGACACAUGAUUCAUCACAAUGGAGAGAAGCCAUAUACAUGUGAUCACUGUGGGAAGAAUUUCAGACAAAAAGCAAACCUUAACAAACAUAUGAAAAUCCACAUUGGAGAGAAGAUACACAUGUGUGAUCAGUGUGCAAAGAGUUUCACAGAAUCAAAUGUUUUUAAAGUUUAUCUGCAUACUCAGAAAACACACAGCAAAGGGAAGGAUCAUGCAUGCUCUGAGUGCGGGAAGACUGAUCGUGAUGUAAAACUGUACCAGACAGUUCACACUACAGAAACCCCUUACAAGUGUUCACACUGUGACCAGAGAUUCAAACGGUCUGAUUAUCUGAAAAUACAUGAGAGGAUUCACACUGGAGAGAAGCCGUAUACAUGUGAUCAUUGUGGGAGGAGUUUCGCACAAAGAGGAACCCUCAUAGCACACAAGAACACCCACAGUAGAGAGAAGCCAUACUCCUGUGAUAAGUGUGAGAAAAGUUUCAAACGAAAAGAAAGCCUUCAAAAUCACAUGAGGAUCCACACCGGAGAGAAACCAUAUACAUGUAAUCAGUGUGGGGGCAGUUUCAGGCUGAAAGAAAUGCUUAAUCGACACAUGAUUAUCCACAAUAAAGAAAAGCUGUACACAUGUGAUCAGUGUGGGAAGGGUUUCAGACUUCAGCAAUCUCUUAAAGAACACAUGAGGAUCCACACUGGAGAGAAACCGUUCACAUGUGAUCAGUGUGGGAAGUGUUUCAGACUUCAGCAACCUCUUAAAGAACACAUGAGGAUCCACACCGGAGAGAAGCCGUACACAUGUGAUCAAUGUGGGAAGUGUUUCAGACUUCAGCAACCUCUUAAAGAACACAUGAGGAUCCACACUGGAGAGAAACCGUUCACAUGUGAUCAAUGUGGGAAGUGUUUCAGACUUCAGCAACCUCUUAAAGAACACAUGAGGAUCCACACCGAAGAGAAACCGUACACAUGUGAUCAAUGUGGGAAGUGUUUCAGACUUCAGCCACCUCUUAAAGAACACAUGAGGAUCCACACUGGAGAAAAGCCGUAUACAUGUGAUCAGUGUGGGAAGAGUUUCAUAAGAAGAGCAGCCCUUUACCAACACAAGAAAACUCACAAUGGAGUGAAACAGCACCAGAGGAUCCACACUGGAGAGAAACCGCAUCAAUGCCAUUCAUGUGGGAAGAGUUUCACUCAGUUAUCUUCUCUAAUCUCUCAUAAAUUACAUGUCUGCACAUCUGAAAUUAGAGUAAGUAGUUUAUGUUCUGAUCCUGUACUUCCAGGUGCGAGAUAGGGGUCCAUCAAAUAAUUAUUUUGAUAAUCGAUUAAUCUGAGAUUAUUGGAAUGAUUAAUCAGAUAUUUGUUGAUAAUUUCACAGAUUAAUUAGUAUCUUCAUUGAUUAUUCGGCUUGUAGAGUUUAACGUUUGGAGUUAGACCAAUUUUAAUCAAUAAAGCAAGGAAAUCACUUCA
Puntigrus tetrazona (Sumatra barb) is the source of this 4890-nucleotide messenger RNA. RefSeq names its product oocyte zinc finger protein XlCOF6-like. Gene Ontology annotation, cellular component: nucleus. NCBI's taxonomy places the organism in Eukaryota, Metazoa, Chordata, Actinopteri, Cypriniformes, Cyprinidae. The record is from RefSeq and is a predicted model, not a curated record. The transcript has 7 exons. Bases 2195 to 4714 code for a protein of 839 amino acids.